Aspergillus calidoustus is the source of this 1089-nucleotide messenger RNA. The record is from the annotation of a GenBank genome assembly. NCBI's taxonomy places the organism in Eukaryota, Fungi, Ascomycota, Eurotiomycetes, Eurotiales, Aspergillaceae.
AUGCGUGGUUCCCAUACUCCACCGUUCUCCGAAGAACCGUUCGACAUUGCGGACGACGUGGGCAGUCUCGCCUCUCUCCUACCAGCCUGCUAUGGAGAUGCCCUUAUUUCACCGUCGGGGAAUAUGAACCUUUGGUCGCCGGCCGACAAUCCUCUCACCUUCAUCCAGCUUGACCUCUCUGUAGGGCGACUGACCAGGAUAAUACAAUACCUCUGGUUUGCGAAGAGCUUAUCACCCCCACAGCCUCUGAGUACAAUUCUCUCCUUAUCGAAAGAAAUAACGCUUGACGAGAACAUUGCGUUGCAUCUGGUGUGGGCCGAUCGUCGGCACAUCCUUUUGAAACCGUUUCCCCGGUACCUUCUCGACUCCAGAUUCUGGUCCGCGUACAUUGUUUGCAACGGCACAUGUGCACAUUCUUGUACCGAAAACCAAAUCAGCACCGAGACAAACGCACAAGUCGAAUCCACAUGCCCGCGCACCGCCCUCUACAAAGACGCCCUCGGCUUCCUCUACUCAUACCUCACCUUGAUCCGCUUCGAAAGCGACUUUGCAAUCGCACAAGAUCACUGUCUCCUCCCACCAGAUCUCAUCUGGAAGACCUGGCGCAGCAUAUCGCAGCAAUGUCUCCAAACCGGCGCCAUGCAUUCUGAAAACAUGAACCCCCGCUACCACCUCGGCGCCCUGCGCCUCUCCCGCCUAAACAAGAUCUACGCCCUUCGCUACGGCAACAUCCUCCGCGGAUACCGAGGACAAUACAAGUACACCAUGCAGGUCUUCCAGGAGAACCUGGCUCCGAUCUCUGCUGCGACGAUUUACAUUGCGCUUGUUUUGACGGCCAUGCAGGUUGGGCUUGCGACGGACUCGUUGGCGGGGAAUACGGCCUUUCAGGAUGCGUCGUACGGGUUUACGAUUUUUGCCAUUCUGGGGCCGUUGGUGAUGAUUGUGUUUGUCUAUUGUCUGGGGGCGUUGGAGGUUCUUAGUACGCAUAUCUUUGGUGUGAUGCGGAGCAGACAUGCUGGACGGGCUGCGCCUCUGGAUGAAGUGGAUGCUCACCUAGACUUUUUUCGCCAGGUUCGAGGUGACGCCUGA